GCGAGGAACGACUGAACAAGGUGACGUCAAGAGGAGCGACACGCCUUCCACACACCGCGCACACCACCGCUGCCCGGCACUCGCCACCACUCCACCAGCAGCUGUCCGCCACUCGCCCUCAUCCCGCCACACCCCGCCGCCAUGGAUACCCCCGCCACCCUCGACGUGAAUUACGACGAGGAGCAUCAGGAGGAGGACGCGGCGCAACUCGGGGCGCUGGAGGAUCAAACCGGUGACCACGAGCACGGGAUGCCGGACGCCGGGGGAAGCCCUGACGGAAUCUUCUGGGGUAUCCUGGCCGCGUUCUGUAUACUCGCUGGUUUGUCAAUUGGCCUCGCCUUGUAUUUGAAAAGGAACUUCGCGCUGAGCAUCAGGGAUUUCCUGCGCCAGUGCUGCUCCAAGAUAACCGGCGCCGGCACACACGACCCCGUCCUGUUCAACGUGACGGACGGCGAGAAUAAGGAAGGCUUGGACAAGGACGGCACGGAGGGAGACAAGCAAAGCGAAGGGAGCUCCUCAGAUGAAGAGGAUGGUAAAGGUGGUGAGAAGGAAAAAAGCGACAAGGUAACUGAAAACUCCACAACAACCACUAAAGUUACCUUCCACAAGAGUGAUACUGACGGUGACGGCGACGGCGCUGAACCCUCGGAGGAUAAAGGGGAGGGAGCAGCAGCAGCAGCAGCGACAGCAAGAGCGGAGGAACGAGGCACCACUGAUGACGCGGUUGACGAGGCGAAGGGACGGCAAGGGAACGAGGAGACAUCCGAAUCUGCGGCUGAGGAGUCUGCGGCAGCGGUAGGCGAGAACAAAGAGAACGAGGAAACUAAAGAAGCGGAGGCGAAGGAGACGCAAGAAAACGACAAGCAGUCCCGCCGCAGCUCCAGCUCCAGUUCCUCAAGUUCAAGUUCUGAUGAGGACGAGAGUUCCGUACGUCAGCGCAAGAACGCCGCCGCGACGGAGGCGGCGCCGGAGGGGGAUAAGGCGGCGACGGCGGCCGGGCAGGAGGAGCACAAGGAGUGAGGGUGGCGGCGCUUCGUGUCUGCUAAUUGUCCGGCCUUCAUUAAUGAGUUUGUAUCGGCCUUCAUUAAUGAGUUUGUAUAAUAUAUAGUGUAAUAUUCAGUAAAUUUUGUAAAGUGUAUUUAUUAGUAAGUGUUUAUUCUUCCCGAGAAUGUUUAUCCCUCCCCAGACUUAACUAUGCAGCAGAGUGUAUGUUUUCAAGAUUUUGCGUUGUCAAAUAUAUUUUUUCCACAUAAA
Portunus trituberculatus (swimming crab) is the source of this 1254-nucleotide messenger RNA. RefSeq lists its product as uncharacterized. The coding region runs from base 142 to 1020 and encodes 292 amino acids. The transcript has 2 exons. NCBI's taxonomy places the organism in Eukaryota, Metazoa, Arthropoda, Malacostraca, Decapoda, Portunidae. The record is from RefSeq and is a predicted model, not a curated record.